GUUUAUUACUGUAUUAAUGAAUAGAUGUCAUUCACUGUAACCAAAGAAACGAUACAUUCACAACAAUGCAUUACAUGUCAUGUACUGUGACUACUGUCAUCUUCUUGGAACGGUGUCCUUCGGCGCAACAGCACGUUGCAUUUUUAGCGUAUGAUGUAUCUGGAUGGGUGGGUCCGUGGGGGAUCAUGCGCAAGUUUACGUAGACUGACGUAGGAACUCCUCCUUUCCCUUUGGUGCAAAUUAGCGUCGUAGCUAACAGCAGCGUCGGGUAUACAGUAGGGAAAGUAUCCCGAAGUAUCCUGCUUUAUGGUAUUUUAUCUGUGCAUAGGGAGAUAAACUGAAAGUUGGUUUCACCGCCUGUAAUAAUGCUACGGGCUAUGAUUUAGUGCUAGAUGUUCCAAGAGCUCUAACCAGUUAGCCAGGUCUUCCCCAGAUUCAGCUCCAUCGCUUGACUCCUCCUACUGGUUGCUUCUGCCCCACCACCACGCUCUGUCACGUUUGGUCGUCCACCACCUCUUGGCUGGCUUCACAGCAGAGCUUCUCCCUUCCCUCGCCGAAGCUCUGAGCGUCGGAAUAGACACAGAACACAGCCAUGGCAGAAAACGCCGGCUUGGAGAACCACCGCAUUAAGAGCUUUAAAAACAAGGGGCGAGAUGUCGAGACAAUGCGAAGACACCGUAAUGAAGUGACAGUAGAAUUGCGAAAGAACAAGAGAGAUGAGCACUUGUUGAAAAAGCGCAACGUUCCCCAGGAGGAGAGUCUCGAGGACUCUGAUGUAGACUCAGACUUCAAAUCGCAAAAUGUAACACUUGAGGCCAUCCUACAGAACGCCACCAGCGACAACGCGGUAGUGCAGCUCAGCGCAGUCCAGGCAGCCAGAAAAUUACUGUCCAGCGAUAGAAACCCUCCCAUUGAUGAGCUGAUAAGAUCUGGAAUCCUCCCCAUUCUAGUCAGAUGCCUGGAGAGGGAUGACAACCCCUCGUUGCAGUUCGAAGCGGCCUGGGCUCUGACCAACAUUGCAUCCGGCACCUCCGCACAGACCCAGGCGGUCGUCAAAAACACAAACGCGGUGCCCCUGUUCCUGCGGCUGCUGCACUCCCCGCAUCAGAACGUGUGUGAGCAGGCCGUGUGGGCGCUCGGCAACAUCAUCGGUGAUGGGCCUCAGUGUAGAGACUACGUCAUCUCUCUGGGUGUGGUCAAGCCCCUGCUCUCCUUCAUUAACCCCUCCAUCCCCAUCACCUUCCUGCGCAACGUCACCUGGGUCAUCGUCAACCUCUGCCGGAACAAGGACCCGCCCCCGCCCAUGGAGACAGUGCAGGAGAUCCUGCCAGCUCUCUGUGUCCUAAUAUACCACACUGAUAUCAAUAUCCUGGUGGACACGGUGUGGGCGCUGUCUUACCUGACGGACGGCGGUAACGAGCAGAUCCAGAUGGUCAUCGACUCGGGGGUGGUGCCCUUCCUCGUUCCCCUGCUCAGCCACCAAGAGGUCAAAGUUCAGACGGCUGCUCUGAGGGCGGUGGGCAACAUUGUGACGGGGACGGACGAGCAGACGCAGGUGGUCCUCAACUGUGACGUCCUCUCGCACUUCCCCAACCUGCUCACGCACCCCAAAGAGAAGAUCAACAAGGAGGCGGUGUGGUUCCUGUCCAACAUCACCGCGGGCAACCAGCAGCAGGUCCAGGCGGUCAUCGACGCCGGACUCAUCCCCAUGAUCAUACACCAACUGGCCAAGGGCGACUUUGGCACGCAGAAAGAAGCAGCAUGGGCCAUCAGCAACCUGACAAUAAGCGGCAGGAAGGACCAGGUGGAGUUCCUGGUGCAGCAAAACGUGAUCCCGCCCUUCUGCAACCUGCUGUCGGUGAAGGACUCACAGGUGGUGCAGGUGGUGCUGGACGGCCUGAAGAACAUCCUCAUCAUGGCGGGAGACGAGGCCAGCACCAUCGCCGAGAUCAUCGAGGAGUGCGGAGGUCUGGAGAAGAUUGAGCUUCUUCAGCAGCAUGAGAACGAGGACAUUUACAAGCUGGCGUUCGAGAUCAUCGACCAGUACUUCUCAGGAGACGACAUCGAUGAAGACCCCAACCUCAUCCCUGAGGCCACUCAGGGCGGAACCUUCAACUUUGACCCCGCCUCCAACCUGCAGACCAAGGAGUUCAAGUUCUAAUUGGGAGCAGGUGUGUAUGGGGGCGUGGCCUAAUCCUCACUUUGGCCCUUCCCCCCUGAUGACAUCACACCCGCUCUGCCAGAUCUACUGGACAUCAGAUUUAUACACACAUACACACUCACUCACUCACUCACACGCAGACAGGUAGGCAAACACGCGCACUGAAGGUCUAGCCUCCUCACCCCGUCACACCUUCUCUGAUGCUUCUGAACGAAUGGACGUAUGAAUGCAAAGCAAAAACACAUAUGGAGAAAAAAAACAACCACAGACUUACAACGAUGAUCACCACCGCCUCCUCUCUCACUGCAGUUGCCAAAAAAUUGCUCUCUUUUUUUUUUUUUCUUCCACUGUUCACUGUCUUACUUUCACACAAACACUUGUUCAAGUAGACUGGAGUCAAUAGAGCCAACUUUGCAUGAAAGGAGCCACACUCGCACCGUUUUCGAAACACACAAAAACACAGAGUUAGCCGACACAUAUUGAACAGACACUUGUGAACAAACCAGGCCUUGUUUUUUUUUUUUUUGGGUCUCUUUUU
This is a messenger RNA of Engraulis encrasicolus (European anchovy), 2699 nucleotides long. It is a transcript of the gene kpna3, whose product is annotated as karyopherin alpha 3 (importin alpha 4). Gene Ontology annotation, biological process: NLS-bearing protein import into nucleus. The transcript is spliced from 17 exons. Gene Ontology annotation, cellular component: nucleus; cytoplasm. The coding region runs from base 593 to 2161 and encodes 522 amino acids. Gene Ontology annotation, molecular function: nuclear import signal receptor activity; protein binding. NCBI's taxonomy places the organism in Eukaryota, Metazoa, Chordata, Actinopteri, Clupeiformes, Engraulidae. The record is from RefSeq and is a predicted model, not a curated record.